Molecule: messenger RNA, 825 nt
Organism: Marmota flaviventris (yellow-bellied marmot)
Lineage: Eukaryota; Metazoa; Chordata; Mammalia; Rodentia; Sciuridae
Source: RefSeq, a predicted model, not a curated record
AUGGCCGAAGGCGGGGCAAGCAAAGGUGGUGGAGAAGAGCCCGGGAAGCUGCCAGAGCAGGCAGAGGAGGAAUCCCAGGUUUUGCACGGAACUGGCCACUGUAAGUGGUUCAACGUGCGCAUGGGAUUUGGAUUCAUCUCCAUGAUAAACCGAGAGGGAAGCCCCUUGGAUAUUCCGGUGGAUGUAUUUGUACACCAAAGCAAAUUAUUUAUGGAAGGAUUUAGAAGUCUGAAAGAAGGUGAACCAGUGGAAUUCACGUUUAAAAAAUCUUCCAAAGGCCUUGAAUCAAUACGGGUAACAGGACCUGGUGGGAGCCCCUGCUUAGGAAGCGAAAGAAGACCCAAAGGGAAGACACUACAAAAAAGAAAACCAAAGGGAGACAGGUGGAGUCGGCAGGAUUUACUGGUGGAUCAGAAGUGGACUGUGAGAGAAGAAGAGUCCAGGAUGACUCCAAGAUGCUACAACUGUGGUGGCCUUGAUCAUCAUGCUAAGGAAUGUAGUCUACCUCCUCAGCCAAAGAAGUGCCAUUACUGUCAGAGCAUCAUGCACAUGGUGGCAAAUUGCCCACAUAAAACUGUUGCACAGCUGCCUGCCAGUUCUCAGGGAAGACAGGAAGCAGAAUCCCAGCCAUGUGCUUCGACCUCCCCGCGAGAAGUGGGAGGUGGGCACGGCUGCACAUCCCCACCAUUUCCUCAGGAGGCUAGGUCAGAGAUCUCAGAACGGUCAGGCAGGUCACCCCAAGAAGCUUCCUCUGCAAAGGCUUCUGCAGCACCAGAAGAGCAAAACAAGAAGGGGCCUUCAGUUCAGAAAAGGAAAAAGACAUAA